This is a messenger RNA of Oxyura jamaicensis (ruddy duck), 5458 nucleotides long. RefSeq names its product RAD54 like 2 (gene RAD54L2). Gene Ontology annotation, molecular function: ATP hydrolysis activity; ATP binding; ATP-dependent chromatin remodeler activity. Bases 122 to 4093 code for a protein of 1323 amino acids. Gene Ontology annotation, cellular component: nucleus. Lineage: Eukaryota; Metazoa; Chordata; Aves; Anseriformes; Anatidae. The record is from RefSeq and is a predicted model, not a curated record. The transcript has 23 exons.
GGGGCGGCGGCCAGCUGCCGGGGCCCGCAGCCUCCCAUCCCCCGGCCCGCCCCCCCCCCGCCGAGGGCUGCCUCACAGUAGACCAUGAGCAGGUAAUGCACAAGGAGCACCACUGGGAAUCAUGUCGGACGAGUCAAUCUCAGGGAGUGAUCCGGACCUGGACCCGGACUUGGAGCAGGAGGAUAUGGAAGAGGAGGAGGAGGAAGAUGAAGAGGAGGCAGCGAUGGAGGAGGACAACGAUGGGGAUGACGAGGAAGACUUACUUGAUGAGAGUGACCAACCCCAAGAAGCCGUGUUCAGCAGUGACCAUGUUGAACAUGCGGAGGAUGGAGAAUGGCAGCGCUCUACUUCAACUACCUCAUCUCAGAGUGAGCGGGCAGAGCAACUCUUGCAGAACCAGCACAAGAGCCUGGCCUCUGAGGACACCAAAAAGAAGAGGGCUCAGAAACCCUCUCACAUGCGGAGGAACAUAAGAAAGCUGUUGCGUGAGGACCAACUAGAAGCCGUGACAAAAGCAGCCCAGCAGGAAGAGUUGGAGAGAAGGAAGCGGCUAGAGCAGCAGCGGAAGGAUUACCCAGCCACUAUCCCAACCGUACCCCUAGAGUUUCUUCCUGAAGACAUCGUUUUCAGAACAACAGAAGCUACCCAGCUCCCCCCUCAGGUCCUUGCUGAGGAAGUGAUCUGUCUCGAUAGUACCAGCAGUGGCAGUGAAGAUGAUGCUAAAGGAAAAAAUAACAUUAAAGAUGAAGUGAUUGAGCUGAGUUCGGGAGAGGACGAUGCCCUCCAAAUCGUGGACAGCAGUGACUCUGGCAAUGAAGGGGAGGAAGAUGGCAGCGAAGAGAGCAGUGGCUCUCAUGUGAAUGAUGCCUUAAAUCAGUCCGAUGCUUUGGGGCAGGUCAUUGUCAACAUCAACCAUCCACCAAACGAGGAGGACAUUUUCCUGGCUCCCCAGCUUGCACAUGCAGUAAAACCUCAUCAGAUUGGUGGGAUCCGAUUCCUGUAUGACAACUUGGUCGAGUCCUUGGAGAGAUUUAAAACCAGCAGUGGGUUUGGGUGUAUUUUAGCACAUAGCAUGGGCCUGGGCAAGACCAUACAGGUCAUCUCUUUCUUGGAUGUACUUUUUCGGCACACAGAGGCAAAGACUGUUCUUGCCAUUGUACCUGUGAACACGCUCCAAAACUGGCUAGCAGAAUUCAACAUGUGGCUCCCAGCACCUGAAAACCUUCCUGCUGAUUAUAACUCCAAAGAGGUCCAGCCCCGCACCUUCAAAGUCCACAUCCUGAAUGAUGAACACAAAACAACAGCUGCACGUGCAAAGGUGGUGAAUGACUGGGUGAUAGAGGGUGGUGUGCUGCUGAUGGGAUAUGAGAUGUACCGUCUCCUCUCACUGAAGAAGUCCUUUGCCACUGGCAGGAAGAAGAAAACAAAGAAGCAAACUGGCCCUGUCAUUAUUGACUUGGAUGAGGAAGACCGGCAGCAAGAGCUUCUGAAAGGGAUUGAGAAAGCUUUGUCUCGCCCUGGCCCAGAUGUCGUGAUUUGUGAUGAGGGACACAGAAUAAAGAACUGCCAUGCCAGCACUUCGCAGGCCUUGAAGAAUAUCCGCUCCCGCCGGCGGGUGGUGCUGACUGGCUACCCACUCCAGAACAACCUCAUCGAGUACUGGUGUAUGGUAGACUUUGUCCGGCCUGACUUUCUGGGCUCGAGGCAGGAAUUCAGCAACAUGUUUGAGCGCCCCAUCCUGAACGGGCAGUGUAUUGACAGCACCCCUCAAGAUGUCCGUCUCAUGAGGUAUCGCAGUCACGUCCUGCAUAGCCUGCUGGAGGGCUUUGUGCAGCGGCGAGGUCACAAUGUGCUGAAGGUUCAACUCCCCUCUAAGGAAGAACAUGUCAUUUUGGUACGUCUAUCAAAGAUCCAGCGGGCCCUUUAUACGGAGUUCAUGAGCCGGUUCCGCGAUGCAGGCAACAGUGGCUGGCUGGGACUGAACCCACUCAAAGCUUUCUGUGUCUGUUGUAAGAUCUGGAACCAUCCUGAUGUGUUAUAUGAAGCUCUGCAAAAGGAGAAUCUAGCAAAUGAGCAGGAUUUGGAUGUGGAUGACCUUGGCACAGCAAGUACUAAUUCCCGCUGCCAGCCUCAGGGAAUUAAAGUCAAAACAGAGAGUAAUGCUUUGGCAUCACCGGUUGGAGAAGCUACCAACAGCAAGUUCCUCCAGAGCGUUGGCUUCAACCCCUUUCAGGAGAGAGCAAAUCAGGUCGUUACUUAUGAGUGGGCCAAAGACAUCUUGUGUGAUUACCAGACGGGUGUCUUGGAGAACUCACCCAAGAUGGUGUUACUGUUCCACCUCAUUGAGGAAAGUGUGAAGCUUGGAGACAAGAUUUUGGUCUUCAGCCAGAGCUUGUCCACUUUAUCUGUCAUUGAAGAGUUUUUGGCGAAGAGACCAAUGCCAAGUCCUCCAGGCUCAGAUGGAGGAGUUCACAACUGGGUCCGAAACAUCAACUAUUACAGACUGGAUGGCAGCACCUCUGCCUCAGAAAGGGAGCGACUGAUUAACCAGUUCAAUGACCCCAGUAACACUUCUGUGUGGCUUUUCCUUUUGUCCACGCGUGCUGGAUGUUUGGGUGUCAACCUCAUUGGAGCAAACAGGGUGGUGGUGUUUGAUGCUUCUUGGAACCCAUGCCACGACGCCCAGGCUGUGUGCCGAGUGUACCGCUACGGGCAGAAGAAGCCAUGCCACAUUUACAGACUGGUGUCUGACUAUACCCUUGAGAAGAAGAUCUAUGAUCGUCAGAUCUCCAAGCAGGGCAUGUCAGAUCGGGUGGUGGAUGAUCUGAACCCAGUGCUGAACUUUACCCGACGGGAGGUAGAGAACCUGCUGCAUUUUGUGGAAGAGGAAUCUGACCCUGCUCAGCUCUCCCUCAAUCCAAGCAAGAUGAAGGAGUCAGUUCUACAAUUAGCCUGUCUCAAGUAUCCUCACCUCAUCACCAAGGAGCCUUUUCAGCAUGAGUCACUGCUGAUUGACCGGAAGGAGCACAAGCUGACCAAGGCAGAGAAGAAAGCAGCCAAGAAGAGCUACGAGGAGGAAAAGCGAGCAUCCGUCCCCUACACCCGGCCGUCCUACGCACAGUAUUACCCAGCCAGUGACCAGAGUCUGACGAGCAUCCCUGCCUUUAGCCAGAGGAACUGGCGACCAGCCCUCAAGGGUGAGGACAAGCCAGUGGCAAGCGUCCGCCCAGUUCAAUCUACCCCCAUUCCUAUGAUGCCCCGUCACGUUCCCAUGGGCAGUGCGGGAUCAACCUCAAGUUCCAACCCUGCUGUCAACUUCCCCAUCAACUAUCUACAGCGAGCUGGUGUCCUGGUGCAGAAGAUUGUCACCACCACAGAUAUCGUGAUUCCGGGUACAAAUACAUCCACUGAUGUACAGGCAAGAAUCAGUGCUGGUGAGAGCAUCCACAUUAUCCGAGGGACGAAAGGGACGUACAUCCGGACCAGCGAUGGGCGGAUUUUUGCUAUCCGGACCACUGGGAAGCCAAAGGGCAACGAAGAUCGUCGGACAGCUGCCUCAGGCUCCCAGAGCUCCUCGCUGGAGUCCGCGAGCAACGGCAGUCACAGUGCCUCAUCACCGCAGCUCCCCAGCGCGGAGGAGCUCACUCGGCCCAUAUCCCCCGACAGCCCCGAGAUCAUCAGCGAGCUGCAGCAGUACGCAGAGGCAGCGGCAGCCCGGGAGUCCCGGCACAGCUCUCCCAGCACCAAUGCUGCGCAAGGCCACCCUGCCCGCACGGACAACGCGCCUGGCCUAGCAGCUCGAGGAGCCGAGCAGCGUGCUGGGAUUCACUGCAUGGCUCCCUCCGUGUCUUCAGCCUUGCCGGCCACCAGCCAGCACGCUGACGCCCACUCGGUGUUGGACUUACGGGGCAACAAGCGCAAGUCAAGCUCGCCGUCGGCUCCGGAGGAGCAAGCCCUCAGGCAGCAGAAAAAGCGCCAGUUGCCAUCAUCCGUGCAGCCGUAUGAACACGGGUACCCUGUCUCUGGAGUUGAAAACCGAGGGGUUCUGAGCAAACUGCUGGACAACUUGUCUUUGGAUGCACCAUGGAAAUAAAAAUCAAACCCCCCCACAAAAGUAACAAAGCAAAUUAUCUGAUGGUGUUCAUGCGAGUUUCUCCAAAGACUUGACAGUGCUGCAUCUGUGAGUCAUGCCCUCCUGUGCUCUGUGUGUCCGCCUCAUGCGCAAUCCCGUGACACUGAUUGUAUUGCGAGUUUGCCCAGAUGUCCGUUGCAUCCCUGUGAGGCUGUCAGAUUGCCGGUGGAGUUGGGAAGGGGUCAGAGGCGAGGGCUUUCCUUGUCCAGAAUAGCAAGGGGUGAGACCUGCGGGCUUGUGAGCAGGACCCGGAGGAGGCUGGGUGGGAGCAGACAGGCACCAGCCCCCUGCUGCAGCCCGGCUCCGCAGCGCUGGUCGGUAUAGCCAAGAUCCUCUGGGGGAAGCCUCCCGACGGGGCUUUUCUGCGGCCCCGUGCUGCGACAAGGCAUGGAGAUGUCCCUGGCACGCCUGUGGGUGCUGGAGGUGGCAGGAGCAGGCUGGGUGCCACCAGGUGGCUGCUCUGCUGGUGGCCUCCCUGUGACAAGCACCGGGCGCCCCGCUUGCCAAGUGCCUGCCACCAGCCCCCGCUGCCCAUCUGAGCAAGGCAGGGCCCCGCGCCCCUUCCUGCUCCCUGCCAGCCCACGGCACCCUUGUGGAGAGGGGACAGGUCCCCUGCACCCGUCAGAGCCUUGGCCGGGAGGUGGCUGCCACCCAGGCCAUGGGGCCCUGGGCUGCUCCUAGCUCUCCGUGGGCAGGCGUGGGGAUCAUCCAGGGCGUUCCUGCGUCAGGGGACCUCUCCGAGCCCUUGCAUCUCCUCUCCCAUGGGUCUCCUCUCCCCUCCCCAGCCUUCUCCCAUCCCUAACGUGUGGUUCUGCUGCAGAGGGUCCUGUCCCCUCAGGGGCUUUCCCCUCAUGGGUUAGAUCUUGCAUUUUUAUUUUAUUUUUUCUGCUGAAUUUCUGUCUCCAAAUGUCCGGCUGGAAGCAGCUGCCGGCGCGCAGCGGGGCUGCGGGUGGUGCUGGGCACAGCAGUGCAGGACACUCUGCCAAAGUUUUGUGGAAGCUGAGGAAGAGCCGGGGUGCCCCAGUCCCAGCAGGGAGGGGUUGGCCCCUGGACAGGGUGGGGUGGGGGCAACGCAGCCCAGAGCAGCCCACGCAGGGCAGGAUCUGCUGGGAUGCCGGGGGGGCGGAUACAGGUAGGCACAGGAAGGAAAACAGGGCAGCAAGCGCAGGGGGCUUCACUAGAAAUGACGUUACAUUUCGGCUUAACGAUGUCAGCGUACGGCUGAACCCAAGAAAACCGCUCUCGGUUGGUGGAUGGCCUCCAGGCUGAAAGGGCCGAGUACAGCAAACGCCUGGCGUUCCGGGCCGCGCUCAGAUGAAUUUUGUU